AUCUGCAUAUCUGUUCACAAUGCACCGCUAAGAAAAAGAGAAUGCUCUCUGACAAGAACGGAGGGUUGUGUAAAGUUUGUGGAGGCGUGUCAGAUGGCGCAGAGCACCUGAUUUCAUUCAUUCUGCCAGUGCAACAGUGUGUGAUUGAACAAUGGCAAAAUGCGAUAAAUGUAUCUCCAUCGUUGACCGUAGCAAAAUGCCAUUGGGAGAGGAUGGACAUUCCUGGAAAAAGAAAACAUCCAGCAUCAAGGAAAUCUAUGACUUCAAAGAAGUUUUGGGAACGGGGGCUUUCUCUGAGGUGGUGCUCGCAGAAGAAAAGAAGACGAGGAAACUAGUGGCGAUAAAGUGCAUCCCGAAAAAAGCUCUGGAGGGAAAGGAAAACAGCAUUGAGAAUGAAAUUGCUGUGCUCCACAAGAUUAAACAUGCCAACAUAGUUUCCCUGGAGGACAUCUUUGAGAAUAAAUCACACCUCUACCUUGUCAUGCAACUUGUGUCCGGUGGUGAACUCUUUGACAGGAUUGUGGAAAAAGGAUUUUACACAGAGAAAGACGCCAGUAAGCUCAUCCAGCAGAUCUUGGACGCUGUGAAAUACCUACAUGACAUGGGCAUCGUGCACAGAGAUCUAAAGCCAGAGAACUUGCUGUAUUACAGUAUGGAUGAAGACUCCAAGAUAAUGAUCAGUGAUUUCGGCCUGUCAAAGAUCGAAGGUUCGGGCAGUGUGAUGAGCACAGCGUGUGGCACACCAGGAUACGUCGCUCCUGAGGUUCUGGCACAGAAGCCAUACAGUAAAGCAGUGGACUGCUGGUCAAUCGGGGUCAUUGCAUACAUCCUUUUAUGUGGCUAUCCGCCAUUUUACGAUGAAAAUGAUUCCAAGCUCUUUGAGCAGAUUCUGAAGGCCGAGUAUGAGUUCGAUUCACCGUACUGGGAUGAUAUCUCUGACUCAGCCAAAGAUUUUAUUGUGCAUUUAAUGGAGAAAGAUCCCGGCCUGCGUUACACAUGCGAACAGGCUCUCCAGCACCCAUGGAUCGCUGGAGACACAGCGUUGGACAAGAACAUCCAUGAAUCUGUCAGCGCCCAGAUCAAGAAGAACUUUGCCAAAAGCAAGUGGAAGCAAGCGUUUAAUGCCACAGCAGUAGUUCGUCACAUGCGCAGGCUGCAGUUGGGAACCAGUCAGGAAGGCCAGAUGCAGUCCACCCUGCCCAGCCCCUGCCACGGACACCUGCUGCUGCCAGAAGGGGAUGAGGAAGAGAGCUCCCUGCAAAGGGAAAAUAGUGGCUGUUCCGAGGAUGUCAGUGAAGGUAACGACAUCCAGAACUGCACCUACCACGUCCAUCACACUAGUCUGGUCUGAGUGUCAAUCAUCCUGCAGUAACCAAUCAAUGACUGUCCUUUUUCCACUGGAGUCCUGCCACACCCCCAGUCUGGCCAGGAAUACUGUGUAACUCCAGUUUCCAGCCACUAGGGGGCACUGCAGUGUAAAGAACCCAGGUGGGAACAAGGUUAUACUAUUCCAGUGGAGGGAUUCUGUUUAAUGAGAGGAGAGUUCAAAAAGAGACAAGAAGAUUGCCACAGAUGGUUUAUAGGUAAUAUAUGCUAUUGUGGAAGUUGGAUAGUGAUUGGACAGUGUUUUAACUCCUUUUUAAAACAACAUUGUCUAUUUUUAUCUGUCAUUUCCUGAACUAAGAGUUUAGUGGGCCUAUAUCUGUCUAUAUCUGUCUUGAUUCAAAAAUGAGAACCAAGUCUCCCCUAAAGCUUGUUGUCUAUGUCUGAUGGUAUUUGGCCUAAUUCAAUCCACAUAAUAAUUUUUAAUUUGGUAAGAUUUUACAAGGUAGAUUUGCAGAAUGUUGAUCUUAGGAUGUGCUAAGAUUGUACACUUUAACCAUAAAACAGGCAAUGUGCACCACAAGAUACAUACUGUUUAGUUUCUUAUGGGGGUAUGAGAAAAAGUUUCUCACCCAAUCUUCUUAUCAUUUAUCAUUGUUGGGCCUGUUUUUAGUAUAUGUGGGUCACAUGACUUGGUUCAAAUUUUCUGUGAUCAUUAAGUCAGCCUGAUCUAAAACCAACAUGGUGCAGGACAUGCUGACUUUGUGAUAAUUAAUUAUACAUUAAUCAUACUUUUCUUCUGUAAAAACCCCAAUAAAACUGCUAAUAUUAAUUGUGAACAUUGUCUUUAGAUGUGGAAUAUGAAAAUUAAAUCAUAUGUUGUUCAUGCUGUUAUUUAGCACAUUUUGAAGUGUGCGUAUACCCUGAGAUACGUUGCCAGAUUAAGAGAAUAAAAAGGGUUAAUCCACCAUUUUACACUUACACGUCAUACAUGCAACCUUAAAACUAAACUCUUCUUAGUUUUGUUACAGACACACUCUCUCUCUCUCUCUCUCUCUCACACACACACACACACACACACACACGUGUUAUAUGUUUUAAAAUGAGAGGGGAAGUCAGAAACUCUUAAUUUUUUGUAUCAAAUAAAACAUAAAUAUUGAUGACUUUGACUUUUUUGUGCCUUAAUAGGGCAACGUAUCCUGGGAGAUACAACUCGUAAAAUCCAAAAUACAUCAAAAAUGCCUUUGGAUAUGUUUUACUUAAGUCCCAAUGAUAGAAAAAGUGACAUGAAAUGAUUUUUUUGCUAAUCAUUUUCCACUCUUGCCUGUUUUAGGGUUAAAUGCACAUCUUGAAUUUAUGAAAAAAUCUUUUUUUUUCUUUCUUUUUUUUAUGUUUUUCAGUAAAAAUAAAUAAAAACAUCCUUAAAAGAUACACACAAAAUAAGACUUGUUUGCAGGAAAUAGAUUUUGAACUAAGUUUAUAAUUAUUAUUAAGUAACUUUAACCUUUCUUAAUUUUUUAGAUUUACACUUAAAACAAGAACAAAAUUGCCACUGGGUUAGGAAAAAUAAAACUAAAGAUGUAUUUUUUAAAAAGAGGUAAACAAGACACAAAUACUGAUUAAAUAUAUAUAUAUAUAUAUAUAUAUAUAUAUAUUUUUUUUUUUUUUAUACAGUGCUCACUCCACAACAGGUUUUACAUCCAUGAGAUUUUAUAUGUUAACCAUGUUGACACAUCUCGAUUGCUUUACACUUCCAUAAGAAGUGCUGAAUAAGUCUAAAUUACAUUUUGAUUUGCCUUUGGUUUACUUUUUAAGGUUGUGUUACACCAUGUCUACUCAACAAAUCGUUAACUCAUCGUCAGUAUGUUUGACAGCAUCUUUGUGGCAUUGGAUGUUUUUUGUCGUGCCUUCAUGGAUUCAGUCUCAAAGUUUUCCUUUUUUUAUUUGUUUACAAAUUGUUUUGUUCUGUUUUUUUCUUUUCAGUUGGGAAUGUUGGAAGCUGUACAUGUUAAAACAUUUGUUUACUUUUAAAUUCACCCGCAAGGCUACAAGCUGUACUAAGUUAUGCACUGUCGGUGGACCCUUUGAAAAUGUCUAAUAUGUGCUGCCAUCCUUGUAAAUACUGCAAAGCUUUUGUUAUAUCUUCAUAUUUUUUAUUUUUUUUUUUUUCAUAUAAAGUACUCAGGGGAGGAAUAGAAAUCAGAGGAUUUUGAUAUAUUGAGUGGUCGUUUUACAAGGAAAAAGCUAUAGGAAACUGAAAUACACGUCACUGCAAGGCAAUGCUUCAAAUUACAUUAUAUAACUAUAUUUGACAUUCUGGACUCUUUUCAAUGUUGGAACCUGUAUAAAAGUAACCUCCAUUAAAGGACGUGAAUGUGUGAUUUGACUCCAA
Myxocyprinus asiaticus (Chinese sucker) is the source of this 3715-nucleotide messenger RNA. RefSeq names its product calcium/calmodulin-dependent protein kinase type 1-like. Gene Ontology annotation, molecular function: calmodulin binding; calcium/calmodulin-dependent protein kinase activity; ATP binding. Bases 152 to 1351 code for a protein of 399 amino acids. Gene Ontology annotation, cellular component: intracellular anatomical structure. Gene Ontology annotation, biological process: peptidyl-serine phosphorylation. NCBI's taxonomy places the organism in Eukaryota, Metazoa, Chordata, Actinopteri, Cypriniformes, Catostomidae. The transcript has 13 exons. The record is from RefSeq and is a predicted model, not a curated record.